This is a messenger RNA of Acanthaster planci (crown-of-thorns starfish), 12035 nucleotides long. RefSeq names its product PDZ domain containing 2 (gene pdzd2). NCBI's taxonomy places the organism in Eukaryota, Metazoa, Echinodermata, Asteroidea, Valvatida, Acanthasteridae. Gene Ontology annotation, molecular function: protein binding. The record is from RefSeq and is a predicted model, not a curated record.
AAGUUUCCCCCUCCGUUUAUAAUGGUUGAAUCUGACAACAGUGCGUAACCGGCUGUACACAACUGACUGAUUGAAUGAGCGAGGCAGGUGAAUUUGCACACGUUGUACAUCUAUAACAUUAACAGUGUGCAGUUAAGUUCGUAUCAAUGGGGUGGUUGUUCGGAACAAUGUAAUCUCACGGAUUCUUUGCUAAUUAUUAACUUUCUCGAAGUCCUGAUGUAAUACGCCAUUGUCAUAAAUCAUUGCCUAAUGUGUGCCACAUGAACGCACGCACCAUUGCUGAAAGUUAUCCGUGGCAAUCCCCAAUCUCCAAUGCCUAUCAGCGAGGAAAACGCGGCCAGAUCGCUGCGCCUCCUGACCGAAUUUCGGGAUGCUGCUGGCAGCAGCGCUCAACAGCAGGAAGAUGUCCAGCGCAGUAUCGACAUCCUUAGCGCAUACCUCAACAGCAUUCUCCCAGCAGCUACGUCCGUCGCUGCUGGUCGGGAAGGGCUGGGAAGGUUUGCAGGGGAUGGCGAUCGCAACAGGGAGGAGAUCAAGGUCUUUGCUUUUCAGUCGCCCCCAGCCCCAAAGAGCACCUUAGACUUUGGCCUGGUUCUGCAGCACGGCGCUGCGGCACCGGCCACACUUCAGCGCCAGCAGAGACUUGAACCUACCGCAGCUGUUCUCCUGAAUGGCAAGGCUUUGGGGAACAUACGCAUUGCUGCCAUUGCCCCAGGGUCAUUCGUGCAACAGGAUGGACAGUUGAAAGUUGGGGAUGAGAUCAUUGAGAUAAACGGACACCUGAUGGAGCGAUGCUCCACAGAACGAGCAAGAUUCCUCCUAGAUAGUGCCCUGAGGUCAGGUAAGCUGUGUGUGGCCAUAUUACGGAAGACCAAGAGGAAAGCACCAAGGCCCCCUCCAGCUUCCUGCCCGGACCAGACCAGCCCUGUGCUGGCUCACAGAGAGGCAUUGCUCCCGUCAUCCAGCAGACAACAUCUGAGUGCUGUCCCUCAGAAGGAGGUCGAGGGGGCAAACGAGUACGCUGCACUACAUGCAGGCUGUUCCGAAACAGUGAGACAAAUCGGCGGCGGCAGCGAUCAGCCUCUCGAGACGCAACACCUGACUGCCAUUUCCCUUGAGGCCGAUGCCAAGAACGGCAGUGGCCAGUCUCUCAGUGCUCACCAUCUCAGCUCGCUGGCACCUGAAGACGACAUGAAUUUCAGCCGAGGUCAUCCCCGACCCGCAGCCGGAAAUCGGCUUUCGGCAUCUGUUAAUGGUGGGGGGAAAUUCAAGGGGCGCACAGACAGCAGCGAGAGGGGUGCAAGUACAAAGAGGCCGGCGCCAAGACAGCCUACCGGGCAGGAACCCUACACAGUUAGGAUGGACGAUCAGACGCCCCCGCCAAAGACUGUCAAGGUUUCGGAGACGGCACCCCCAGUAUCCGUGGCCAGGAGUGACUCAGUGCUAUCCAAAAUGUUACCAGAAGUCAAGCGGAAUAAACGAGAAGUUGUGAAAAUCCACCUGGUCAAGAGCAAAGGCAUCCUGGGCAUCCAGAUUGCUGGUGGGAAGGGGUCCAGGAAAGGGGACAUUGGCAUCUUUGUGGCCGGCAUCGACGCAGGUAGCCCUGCCGACAGGGAUGGACGUCUGCAGAAAGGUGAUGAGAUACUGAUGGUCAAUGGUCACAGCCUGCUGGCCGUGACUCAUCAGGACGUCGUGGACGUCCUGAGCAAGUCCGGAAGCAUCGUCCAAUUGGUCAUCGCGAGAAAGAGGAAACAUCGCUAUCGCCAACGGCAAGAGCAUCUCGGCCUCAGCCAGACAACGUCCAGCACCUCAGACUCGGAGAGUAUCUCCAGUCAGCAGUCUACGCCACGCAGUUCGCCACGUGGCUCGGCACGACUGACACAAGGCCGAGAACAGCCUGAUCCUUCGCCUGGUCCUCCUGCUCUAGCAAGGGAUGAGGUCGAUUAUGGAACUCUCAGGAAGACCAGCCUGGAGACGCAGCAUGAGAACCUGGUGAAGAGGCUGACAGUCCCCGAUGUAUCAUCGCCCCCGCCAAAGCCUGCAAGGAUUGACAGUCCCAAGCUGCCCAAACACCUGACUGGCCAGGUGUCCGCUAGCCCCACUGUGGUGCAGCAGAUCGCUCUCAUCAAGGGGGCGUAUGGGAAGGGGUUGGGCUUCAGCAUUGUGGGUGGUGAGGACUCAGCCAAAGGCAAGAUGGGGAUCUUUGUCAAGACUGUCUUCCCAACAGGUGCUGCUGCGGCAGAUAACAGACUCAAGGAAGGAGAUGAAAUCUUGGCCGUGAAUGCAGACUCCCUGGAAGGAAUGACCCAUAAGCAAGCAAUCAACAAGUUCAAGCAAAUCAAGAAAGGCAUCGUAACACUGACAGUAAGAAGCCGACUCGUUGGGAAGACUGCCACACCCACAGGUAGCCCAGUGGCCCCGCCCAGAAGGAAAAGGUCUCGAGCUGAGGGUAGCUUCAAAGAUGCGGACAGGCAAUACUCCCCAGCCUCCUCCAGCUCCUCCCCAGACCGUGCUUCUAUCAUCAAGGAGGUCCCCAGUGUCAAGGUGACCAAAGAGAUUGUACUGCACAAAGAGCAAGGAGUGAGUCUUGGCAUCGGCGUUGUAUGUCUGCCGGAGCCUGAUGCCAACAAUGAAAGGAGGGUCUAUGUCCAGCACCUUGAGGAGACCUCACCGGCCAAGAAAGACGGCCGACUGUGCCGUGGAUCUCAGUUGCUGGAGGUAAACGGUGAGGACCUACGCAAUGUCAAACUACAGGGGGCGUACAAAGUGUUUGGUAACAUCCAACCUGGCCCGGUUCAGUUGAAGGUCGCAAGACACCUGAAUGAACAGGAUUGUGAAGCUGAGAUGGAGAAAGCCAUGGAGAUGGUUGCGUUGUCAGGGCAAGCAGAUGAUAACAAUGUUGACAGCACAUCAGAAAGUAGCAGCCCACGACAAGACACUCCAAUGGAGGUCGAAUCCCCAAAUGCAGAAAUGGAGCCCCCACAGCCUCCAGCCAGACCCAAGAAUGAGGAAUAUGCAAUAGACAAAUCAGCACCGAUCACUGCCGGCCAUGUGGAGCCAGUCAUCCAGAGCUUCAUAGCAUCCUCCUCUCAUCAAGCCCCAUCCCUCGGUGACAACCUCCAGUCUCCGACAGUCAGCGAACUUGCUAUGGCAACUGCACAAACCAUGAACUUGAUGGGGCCGAAGUACGAGUCCAGGCGGGACCUGAAAAACGAGAAGUCAUCGUCGUUGUCAUCAUCUAUAUCAUCGUCUUCUGUCUCCCUGAUGGAAGGCCAGUCCUACAAGUCAGGCUCCGAGAGCGAGUUGAACAGCAGCAUGGAGAGAGAGGUGGACUCCACCUCUGAUGUGGCCCCAAUCCGACCUCAAGGCAGGACAGGACGGCGACCUGACAAUGCCUGGCGGAAAGGUCGUGUCGGAUCAGAUCUCGCCAAUGAGUAUGAAGCCUACCUGCACUCCUGCCAGAACAGCAACAACUUUGGCCGAGACAAACAUGACAUCCAUGAGGAGGAGAAAGAGAAUAGGGAGCAGGCCAAGGAUGCCUUCCGGGAACUUGCCCCAGGAAAGCAGAUUGACAUUCUGCAGAUAUGCCGUAGCCCUGGAGAAAAACUCGGCAUGGGUCUGAAUAUCCAGCACACUAAGGGGCAGAACAGUGUCAUCCAGGGGGUGUCUGUGAAGAACAUCACACCAGGGGGAGCCUCAGAGCGGGCAACUGGCGGCAAGCGGGGUGUAUGCGUCAGAGACACUAUUCUUGCCUUAGGGGAAAGCAUUCUGCAGUUCAUGACUUAUGCCGAAACGGUGAAACUUCUCUCAGAGCUGCCAGUGAACGUCCAAGUUGUUGUCGCAAGAGAGACUCCAGACCCUCCUUUGGAAAAUCACAGUCCAACCCUUACAGACACCAUGGGAAACCUGAAUGAUAACUCGCAACCAAAGGGAGUCGCUCAGAGUGAGAACAAAUAUUGGGAACUCAUUGAGCAAAGCGAACCUAGUGCCAUACUUGUGAAUGCAUCUAGGCUUAUGAACACCACAGAUGCUGAGAAGCGGAAUGGCAUAACGCUGGAAUACAGAACGCAGGAAUUGUGGAACACCAUAGAGUCCUGCACAAGCAACUCCAUCACGAAGGAACCCACAGAGAACGCAAAUGAUGCCAUAGUGGACAGUGUGGCAGAGCAGCUAGAUAACCACAGGGGUGGGAUUCCAGACGGAUUGGCCAAGGAUGAGGCAGAAGUUGCAAUGGCAGAUUGGGUUCCAGGAUCUCCCAAAGCUGUAUCAAAGAAAAUAUGCUUAGCCAAUGAGAACCACUCUAUGUAUCCUGAUGAGGAUUCCUCUGACACAGAUGAAGAAGAUGAAGAGGAUGAGGACAUAGGUGAUCUGUUGAUGCUUGACACAGAAAUGACAGAUGAUGAAGAAGAUGAAACAUUGGUCACAAGGCAUAGGUACUCCAUGCCGCUGCCUAAACUACCCACAGACUCUCAGCAGGAGGCAGACCAGAAAAUUCCCUGUGAUCAAAUUAAAGUCAUGAUGAAACAGACUGAAGAAUUUCCAUUAAGCCAUCAACCAGUUGACAGUGAUAAUCUCAUUGGUCACACUGGGAGAUUUGAGGAGCAGGAAGCUAUGGAUACCAGUGACCCUCCCGUCACAGACAUUGAUGAUCUGAUCUUGUCUGAAGAAGAAAAUGUAAUGGAGAUGGAUAAGAAUGAGGAGGCCAUGGCAGGUGUUGGAAAGUUGAGCAUUCUGCCAGAAACACCCAACUUACCAACGUUUGGUGGUGAAGAUGAAGUUGACGUUGGACAUCAUGGUCUGGGAAACCAACUACCUUCAGAUAUUUUGGAGGAAGAGAUUCUGACCAGGAAUGACACACCUGUCUUCUCCCCUCGUCCUCUAAUGCAGGAUUCUGUUAUUGGCCACAAUGUCCAUGACAGUGAUGAUGAAGAUGACAGCAGGCCAGAGGUGGAUACUGAGAAAAGCAAUGAUGAGGAUGCUAUCCCUCCUCCAUUGCCAUCCACCAGUCCUCCAAAGGAAUUCACCUCAGAAUCAUCUCAAGAUCUCACUCCCAUCUCACCUCACAAAGAGGAAGAAGACAGCACAGAUGGGCACCAGGGCAAGAACAGCCAAGUUCAGUCCAAUCUGAUGAGAUCCAUGUUCCUGCCCAAAAAGGCAUCCACAGAGCCCCUGGCCAACAAAGGUAGUCAGGGCUUGCCUCUUCUUGCCAAACCGAAGACCUUGUUAACACUUCCUGCUACAAGGAACAGAGAGUCUGCAUCCCAACUCCACCCACUCACUCUGUCCUUGAAGACACCAAUCCCUCUUGUGGCAACCUCACUCAAGCCUGAAAAGAACCCCACCCACGCCUUGUCCAGUCCACAAGAUGACAAGCUGACAAUUGAUGGAUCAGGAUUGGCCGAGGCUGAAUCCAAACCAGCUAACGACUCCCAGGAUAGCUGCAGGGAGUUGAGCUCUGCAGUCGAAGAUAUUUUUGCUUCUGUCACAGAUACUCCAGAAGACUUCCCAUUGGACAACAGCAUGGAGAUUAUCAUGGAACAUCCUGAGGAUGCAUCGACCGAGGCUCUCCUGAAUGUGCCCAGUCCUGGCUCCCCAGGGAGGGCACCGUCUCUUCUGAUGAGGCCACCGACGGGAUUCGGAGAUGAUUCCCUGAGCUCUUGUUCUUCCCCAGACAAGGAGUACCAGCCAAUUGUUGCUGGACUGCAAAGAGAACGAGCCGCCAGUGAGUCAUCAUCCUCUUUGAACUUAAGUGACACUUCUGACCAUGUUUCCGAGGAAGACUUUCAACCCGUUUCCCCUCUACCCUCCGACACCCCUCUGACACCAUUCCCUGAGACCUUUUCAAAUCUGAAUACCACCAACAGCAAUUCCAAUGACACAGCUCAGCUGCGAUUGUUCCAGAGGGGGCAUUCCCUGGAUGACAGUGCCAUACAGGGCAGGAAGGUCAUUAGGGCUAACCUUGCAGCAUUCAAUUUUGACCAAGAUUCCAGUGAUGAGGAGAUCCUUCCCAGUCACGUUUGCUUGAAUCGACAUAAAACGUGCAACUCGGACUCCAAGGCCCCCCUAAAAUCAGACCAGGUGAGUGCAAAACAAAAAUCCUCUCUGACUCCUGAAGUCAUUACCAGGGCAGAAAGAUCCAAGGCAAACAACUCUUCCAAAGAGGCCCAACUUGAUGAGAAGCUGGAAAGCCCCACUUCCCACCCCAUCCACAAGUUGGACAAGUCAGAUUCGUCAGGUAGUGACUCGGUGGCUCCUACAUCUCCGAGGCUGCCACCAGAUGGUCAUGAAUCUCCCGAGCAAAUCUCAAAGUGCCCCAGUGCAGGGAACUCUCCUUCAUCUUCUCCAACAGUAACUGAUAAAACUGGGAGUGACACACUUUUGGAAAAAACACCAACUCCAACAGUCACUGAAGUUGUUCAGAGUACCCAUGCUGUAGAAACUGCCAAGCCAAUAGAGGUUGGGAAGGAGCUGGCUUCAUCUCCUGAGACAUUGGUUUCUCCUCCCGACAAGUCUUUCACCUCCGUAAAUCUUCUUAACGCACAGAAGGAGGACCAGAAUGAAACAACGCCAACAAGCGUUAAGGAAAGAGCCUCCAUUUUUGGCCCGGUGGUCCAUCGCCGGACUCCAGCAGGAUCCCCCAAGUCUCCUGUUGCCCUGUUUGAGAUUGACAGCAAAGAUGUGAAAGACCCAUCAGUCCCCGAACAAAAGACAGGCUCCACAUGUAUGUCAUUGGCGUCAAUGGAACAGGAUUCAGAACCAUCACAGGACAGUGCCAACAGUGGUGGUGGGCAUGUCACUCACAAAGUUAAGGCAGGCAGUGACAGCGAGGAUGGUACUGAUGAUCCGCCACCGCUUCCAGGAAGUCCUCCUCCCCUCCCUAAUAGUCCACCUCCAACAGACCAGGAGUUAGAUGACCUGAGCAGUGAUCUCCAAUCAGAGGAGUCAACCUCAGAAAGUUUUGGUGACAGAGGCCUGCUAAACCCACCCUCACCAGUCCUGAUGAGCAGUGCUCUUUUGCCAUCGUCUGCUCAUCUGUCACCAGGAGUUAUGUCCAAUCUCAGGAGCUCAACUCCAAAAAGAUCAGGAAACCCAUCAAAUGCCUCUGAAGAGGUGAUCACACCAAAUCAGAUUCAGGAAACAGAAGCUAGGCCUUCUCUAGUUCUGUCCCCUGCUGAAACAGAUCCUUCUACAGAAGCAUCGACUUCCACCAUCAGGGAAAAUCUCCCGGUUGCAAAGCCCAGGUCUUCGAAGGUCAAACUUUCAGCUGGUGAUUUUGGUCUCACAAAACAGGAAAAUCAAGAUGAACUGGCAUUGGAGGGUGAUGAAUCUUCCACAAAAGCUGCAAAGAUUAAGCUGUCAGCUGCCAGCCCUGAUUUUGACUUUGAUAGAGAGGAUGUCUCAUCUCCUAUAGAGGAACCAUUACCCUCUGAAAACUCUGCCGACAAAGAAGAAAGUGUCCCCAAGAUGGAGAAAUCCUCACCCGCUUCCUACCUCUCCAAGCCCAUUUCUCUGCAACCCUCUGAGUUGAGUAAAAACCUGGUGGUUCCACCUUUAAGAGCCAGCCAGUCUCCCAAGAAGCCAUCCAUUUUGGACACUGUGGGCCCAAAGCCGGUCGCAGCAUCCAAGCUAAAGGGUCUUUCUGUCCCAAAGAAGCUGUCGGGGUCUUCGACAGCAACCAGCUCAACUCAGGGAGGCCUGCCAAAAAUCGGUUCAUCCCCCAUCAGCCCCAAGUCAAUGCCCAUUCUCUUGUCAACCAAAGCUGGCAGCCAAGGAACGGCGGGGCCGGCAGGUGCCAAGUUAACCAUCAAAAAGUUCCCGUGGGACAAGGAAGUGUCUGGGUCAGAGCCAAAAGCUGACGAGUCUGGGUUAAAUCAGCUGGGGAAUAAAGUCGGCUCCAAUUCAACACUGAAGCCUCUUCCGAGUCAGAAGCCUCCAAGCAUCAGUCCUAAACCCCAGCCUCGGCCCAAGAUGGCAGAAUUUGAUUCAGCAAGCAAGUCAACAUUGAAACAAGGAAUGCUGAGUGUGUCAUCGGCUUUAACAAGUCCAGUGCUAGUUCAAAAUCAGUCCAAGGGAGCUCCUGCUCUUCUGUCAACUGACCCACCCCCCCUACCGGAAUCUUCCCCACCACGGUCCUCCACUCCAAGCUCUGCUCAAAAGAAAUUGGACAAGGAGGCAGAUGAUCCAGCCCCUGCUCUUCCAUCAAUCCCACCUCCACCCUCCGUUGGCAACUCACCCAAGUUGGAUGAAAGCAUCGACAGCCAGGAUGACCCAGAUGAGGGUGUAUUAGAGAUAAAGAUUGUGAGGAAUCCUGGUGAAAAACUGGGCCUCAGCAUCGAGGGUGGGUCGGACACACCCAAGAGCUGUGUCUACAUCCAGGCCAUCGCACCAGGCUCAGCCAGCCACCGCAGCAGCCGGCUGCGAGCAGGGGACCAGCUGCUGGAUGUCAACGGCAACUGCAUGGUGGGCAUCACCCAUGGGCAGGCGAUGAACCUCCUGGAGACAGCCCCCUCUAGUGUCACACUCGUUGUUGCUCGGAAGAAACCCGAAGAGACCUCGUUUGCUUCAGACAACUCAGAUGAGGACAUCGCUGACUUGGCCACAGAACUUGCUCAGGCCGUAACCAUGGAGGGUGCCCACUCUGACGAUGAUCUGGAAUCUGUCAAGCUCAGCCAAGGUCGUGGGAAACUAUACAGCGAUGAGCCCGAUGUCUUUUCCGGAAGCAAGACCUCGACACCAGUCAGCCCAGGGCCCCCUUACAGCCCAUACUCAGAUGGAAGCCUCAGCCCAGGCAAAGCAGUGUUCCCUAAACUGAGCACGGACGGAGAUGAACCGGACUCCACAAAUGUUGUCAUGAGGAAGCAUAUCAGUGCAAGAGCCAAGAGAAAUUUCUCUGCUGAACGGGAUCCUCGAGGUAUCCUGGAGCGUUCCUGGUCAGAGAGCUCUAACUCCACUGUCCUCCUGUCCACCAGCGAGCUGGAGAGGCUGAUCGAAGAUGCCAACGAGUCCCUGGACGACAUGGUAGACAGUGACGUGUCGGUGGUCAUCUUGCACAAGGAGCACGAGACCCAAGGACUGGGGCUGACUGUGUCUGGCGGCAUCGACCAGGAGAAGAAAGAGAUCAUGGUGCAUCGGGUGAUACCCAAUGGGCUGGCUGAUCGUUCAGGGCGUAUCCAGCGUGGGGACCGCGUGCUGUCCGUCAAUGGUCGCGUCCUGAAGGACGCCACCCACUCCGAGCUACUGGAGAUACUGAAGAGCAAACGACAGGACGUGGUGCUGGUAGUGGCACGGAACCAGGCUCUGGAAGAGGAGGAGGAAACUGUAGGCUCAGAGGUGACCGACAUUGAGAUGGCCAAGGGUCCUGCAGGGCUUGGCUUCAGCGUGGAAGGUGGCAAGAGCUCCCCGAAGGGCGACCUGCCCAUCACUGUCAAGAAGAUCUUCACGGGCGGCGUGGCAUACCGCGGCGGCCAACUGCACGUAGGCGACGAGAUCCUGGAGGUCAAUGGCCGCAAGCUGGCCGCUAUGACCCACUUUGACGCCUGGACCUUCCUGAAGUCCCUGCCGGUUGGGAUCGUGAAAAUGAAGAUCAGGCCUGCCGAGAAAGUGGAGUAGCUGAUACAAAACAAGUGACAUCUGUAAACCCUAUUCCAAAUCUUGCUCUGCUUUCAUCUUCAGUGCCAUCUCCUCAAGCUCCACUAUAGAUUCUCUACAUCUACCUUUAAGAAAAGCCAAAUGAAAGUGUUCCUAACCAUGUCAUUGUAGUAGACAGGUUGACGUUUCUGUACAGAAAAGAAAAGAGAUUGGAGUUGCACUGAGCCGGCGUUUCUCAGCUCAAGACUCAGGGCAUUGAAUUCAUGACUCAAUUCCUGCAGCCAAGAUACUGCGUACAAAAACCGAAACCGAUACGAGUCUCAUCUUGACAUGGAUGGGGAAGACAGUCCUAUUUCCAUACACCGAAGUGCGGAUACAGUGAUGGUUAAAGAAUCAAACUGUAUCCAUUCUGAAUACUCCUCGCUCAUUGGAAAAACCUGUUCCUGGAAAUUUUCCAGCACUUUUUUUACAGAAACUUUAGCAGGGUUGCACGCCCCCCCCCCCUCUUCCCCAGAAAGGUGUUUGUAUUCACAUCCUUCCCUUCUGCCUCUGGAAAGUAACGCUUCACUGUGACGCCCAGCAUAAUUGUGGGACUCGUGGUGGAUGGUACUUGAUGCCAAAUUUGUUCUGUUCCGUGACAAAGUUGUCGAAUAUGUUGAGAGCUGUAUUCCGAGUGGUUCCUGCGUGUGACUCAUUGUCUGGACAGAAUGGAAAUCGCUGCACUGAUGUGUUUCAGUUGUUUGCAACUGAGGGGGGGGGAGAGUUUGUCCUUAUUUACAUAUUCCCCUGCCAAACACUGCAGGCCAGACAUGCCAAACUUUUGAAAUUUACCCACUUCCGAUGUAGACAUUGGCCUUGUGAUAGCAUUAAGCCACUUCACCGGCAACAAGGAUAUAGCCCCCUCUGUAGCUAAUGCUUGGAGAUGCUGGUGCUGAAAUUUGGCAUUGUGCCAGGGAAAUGUACAGUGAAUUGCUUGCUUGUUAAGCUUUUGUGUAAUAUUCCAAAUUCUUCACGAUGGACUGUUGGUGUAAGCCCACCUCUUGUUCAAUGACUGGAAAAUUCUUGUUGCUUAAUAUUGAAAAAUAAAGCUUUGGAUGUAAUUCUGUCAUUUUGAGUUCUGUCUUUGGUGACAAAAAUCAAGCAAUAAAUGCUGCCUUUAUUUCUGUUUGAUUUAAAUUUUUAAAAAUAAAUUUACAUGUAUAUAUGCAGUGUAUUCCAAUGUUCAGUGUAUUUUUAUUAUGGAAAUAAAAACCAUCAUUGAAAGUGAUUUACUGACCCACUAAAAAAAAUCCAUUUUUGGGUACUUUGAAGGAAAUUUAUUUUGCUUUAUGAAAGUGGCCUUGGUAUGCAUGUUGGAAGAGGAGUCAAACACGAAGACUUGAGAUACAUAUAAAUCACAAUUUGGGCUUAAGUUUGUGGAUUUCACCUGCAUUUGUAUUUAUGACAAAUGCAAGAAGCAUUUCAUAAUUCCCAUCAUUCAUCAGAGAUCCACUUUUAUUCCUGUGUAUUUUCUGUUGUUUGUUUGAUUAACAGAAGGUUUUAUCUUUUACUGGAGUCACUUUCCUGUGUAUAAAUCUUUUAGUUUAUUUCCAGUUUCUGAAUUCAAAACAUGUUUUUCAUAUAUUUGUUGUAUAUUAUGUAAAUAAAGUUAUUUUUAUGUAAAAAGCCCAAAUGUGCAAUACAAGCUCCAUGUUCCCGAAGCAAAAAGCCCUGCCAAGUAGUUGAAACCGUUACAUUGGGAAACAGUUAAAAAUAUCAGAUAUUUUAGUUACUAAACAAAUAGGGCCUUAUGUAACACUUUUAAAAGCUUGGAGAGUUUGGGUAUUUGCUGCAGGAAAUCUCCAGAUUUGUUGGUGCAGAUCAAAGAAAAAGUAAGUCUUAUUUUUGGAGGAACUUAACAAGAAUAGUGGGGCACACUCUCAUUUAUCUCAUGGGAUGAAACCUUGGAAACUAACAGUUUUUACUGACAUUAUUUGAAAUUGUUUUAACAUUAUUCAUAAGUCUUUGUAGACCAAGUCAAGCACCUCAAGAAUUGCGGUAUUCAGGAAGAGAGCUUUUCAUAGGUAUAAAGUUCAGUAUGUCUUGUGGAUGUUUGUCUUGUAGGAAAUUCUCGGGUGGUGGAACAGCUUUUUUCACCCGUCAUCCCACCUUUUUCUAGGCUGAAAUAACCCUGAAUUGCCUUGUAUGCUACAAAUGCCUUGUAAAAUAUCACAGUUCAAUUGCAUUUGUAGUUUUCAUUGAAGCUGGAGCACUUCAGUUGUUAGGUGUGUGGAAAUCCAAGACCUUGGCAUCGCGUCUUCCAUGUUUGUUCCAGAGUAUAAAAUAUAACUAUAUUAUGCUGUUGUGGGCUAGUAAACUUUUGUAGGUAAAGAGAUAUAUGUAUGUAUUCGUAGCUAUUUUUUCAAUAUUAAAUACUGAAACAUUUGUUUUCUCGGUUAUCCAAAAUA